This is a messenger RNA of Mercenaria mercenaria, 675 nucleotides long. RefSeq names its product histone-lysine N-methyltransferase SETMAR-like. The record is from RefSeq and is a predicted model, not a curated record. The coding region runs from base 1 to 675 and encodes 224 amino acids. The transcript has a single exon. NCBI's taxonomy places the organism in Eukaryota, Metazoa, Mollusca, Bivalvia, Venerida, Veneridae. Gene Ontology annotation, molecular function: nucleic acid binding.
AUGAUCAGCUUUUUCGAUCCUGAAGCGCGAUUUGAAAUACAGCGUAUUGCUGCCAGAUGGACACUCUAUUUGCUUACCGAGGAUCAAAAGAAACAGCGUGUUUCGGCCGCCCAAAAAUUGUUGAAACUGUACCCUAAAUUCAAUCAGCGAACAUUUUCUAACUUUGUGACUGGUGACGACACAUGGGUGCAUUAUUAUCAGCCAGUCAGAAAGUGCAGUAACACAAUAUGGACCACCAAACAGGCAAGGAGACCUUCUGAAGCUAAAAGAAUCAUAAGUGUAAAGAAGGUCAUGUACUACGCUGUUUUCUUCAAUAGUCGUGGAAAAACUGUUCAGGUAGCGAUUCCGCGUGGUAGAACAGUUACAGGCAAAGUAUAUUGUGAGGUUGAAAAGAGACGCUCAGUGCUUGGUUUAUUAGGUAUGACCUUACUGCAUAUCAAUGCUCCGGCUCUCAAGUCCUUUAUAGUGACACAGUUUUUGAAGCACAAAGGCGUGUCUGUUCUACCACUCCCUCCUUACUCGCCCGUUCUUGCCCCUUGUGACUUCUUUUUAUUUCUGAACCUCAAAAAAUUAUUUGAUGGUCGCAGAUAUCACGACAGAAAUGCUUUAGGGUCAGCCAUUUUCCAGUAUCCCCAGACUUUAGCCAAAAGAGACUAUGAAGAUGCUUUUCAGUAG